UUCUCAAGACCAUGUCCCAAAGGAAUGAGAAGAGUUGGGGAUCAGCUCAGGGCAGAGGACCUAGUGGCGCUCUGGAUGCGUGUGCCCUGUGUGUCUCCCUCUCCUGCACUCGGGACAGGGAUGUCCCCUGGCUUGUUUGUUGGUGCUGUUUGUGCAAAGCCCGGGGUGGAACCUGGGGUCCCUCCACCUUUCAGGUUUGGAGGUGGGCACCGCACCCCCAACCACCCCCUUGCUGACCCCGCCUCUCCACACAGGACAGCCCAGGACCUGUCUGAGGCCAUUAAGGAGGCCACCAAGGAGGUCCACACCCAGGCGGAGAACACUGAGUUCAUGCGGAACUUUCAGAAGGGCCAAGUGACCGGAGAGGGCUUCAAGCUGGUGAUGGCCUCGCUGUACCACGUCUACAUGGCGCUGGAGGAGGAGAUCGAGCGCGUCAGGGACAGCCCAGUCUUCGCACCCGUCUACUUCCCUGAGGAGCUGCACCGGCGCACGGCACUGGAGCAGGACAUGGCCUUCUGGUACGGGCCGCGUUGGCGCCACGCCAUCUCCUGCUCAGCAGCCACCACUCGCUACGUGCAGCGGAUCCAGGAGGUGGGGCGCAGGGAGCCCGAGCUGCUGGUGGCCCACACCUACACCCGCUACUUGGGCGACCUGUCAGGUGGCCAGGUCCUCAAGAAGAUCGCGCAGAAGGCCCUGGGGCUGCCCAGCUCCGGCGAAGGCCUGGCUUUCUUCACCUUCCCUGGCAUCCCCAACGCCACCAAGUUCAAGCAGCUGUACCGCGCCCGCAUGAACUCCCUGGAGAUGACGCCCGAGGUGCGGCGCAGGGUGCUGGAUGAGGCCAAGGCUGCCUUCCUGCUCAACAUCCAGCUGUUCGAGGAGCUGCAGGGGCUGCUGACCCCCGAGCCCCAGGACCAGAGUGCUCCCCAGACACUAGGGCUCCACCACUGGGCCAGUGGUCAGGAGCAAGACUCCAGCCCAGCUGAGGCGCUCCAAAGCCAGGCCCAGCUCCCCAGCCACUCACCAGUGCCACUGCUGCCAUGGGUGCUGACUCUCCUCACCUUCCUGGUGGCCACAGUGGCCGUGGGCCUCUAUGCCUUGUGAACAGUGGGCUGGACGCUAAGCAGGGUCCUGCAGGUCCUGGCUCAGCACAGGGACUCUCAGGCCCUGCCCUCCUUGAACUGAAGGAUGUGGCCUGUCCCUGCUGGAGCGCAUCCAGCGGCCCUGGAUGUCCUGACUCAGCGCCUGUUCCUGCAGCAGAGCCGCAGGUGUGGCCAGUGGGCCACAUCCUGAGACUCCAUUUGCCGUGACUGAAUCCCCGCGGGCACAGACGUUUUUGUAUCUGUUGUCUUGUGUUUCCAUCUUAUUCCUGAGAGCUGCUUCUCACUCCCAGUUCAUCCUGAACCCAGAACUGUGUUGUGUUCCUUGUUUUGAUAACAAGGUUGGGGUCUUUGCAGGUGGGGCGGGGGUUCCUUACACUGUGGCCUUGGUCUCACUUCCAUGUGGAGCAAUAAAGGGCAUCAUUUGAUGGCA
This is a messenger RNA of Fukomys damarensis (Damara mole-rat), 1530 nucleotides long. It is a transcript of the gene Hmox1, whose product is annotated as heme oxygenase 1. Bases 25 to 1101 code for a protein of 358 amino acids. The record is from RefSeq and is a predicted model, not a curated record. The transcript has 4 exons. Lineage: Eukaryota; Metazoa; Chordata; Mammalia; Rodentia; Bathyergidae. Gene Ontology annotation, molecular function: heme binding; heme oxygenase (decyclizing) activity. Gene Ontology annotation, biological process: heme oxidation; heme catabolic process; response to oxidative stress.